This is a messenger RNA of Drosophila mojavensis, 703 nucleotides long. RefSeq names its product putative odorant-binding protein A10 (gene a10). The coding region runs from base 33 to 542 and encodes 169 amino acids. The transcript has 2 exons. Lineage: Eukaryota; Metazoa; Arthropoda; Insecta; Diptera; Drosophilidae. The record is from RefSeq and is a predicted model, not a curated record.
GGUAUCACUCGAUUUCCAACGCCCUUUUCGCCAUGUUCCGUUUCACUAGAACGCUGCUGAUGCAACUGCAACUGUUGCUGCUGGCGGUGUUGCUGCUGCUGGAGGUUGUGCCCGGCCGUGCCCAUCCACCCGCAACCACUGCGAUGCCGGCGGCUCUAAUGGAUGCAUCCGGCAGUGCCUAUGACAGCAAAUUCGACAAUGUGGACAUCGAUGAGAUAUUGAGCCAGGAGCGUUUACUCAACAACUAUAUCAAGUGCCUGGAGAGUCAAGGACCCUGUACACCCGAUGCCAAAAUGUUAAAGGACAUCCUGCCCGAUGCGAUGAUGACGGACUGCGCCAAGUGCACCGAGAAGCAAAAAUAUGGCGCCGAUAAGGUAACCCGUCAUCUCAUUGACAAUCGUCCCGAGGACUGGCUGCGUCUGGAGAAGAUCUACGAUCCGCAAGCUACCUAUCGCAUCAAGUAUGAGGCAAGCAAAACAGCCAAUGGAGAAAAUCCUAACAUGCAAGUGGAUGCUACAAAUCAGGCUGAGGGCGAUUCCUAAAUUCGAUUACACAUAAUCAAGAAAUAUUUAAACCCAAAUCUAUAUUGAACUAUAUCAAUUGAUGCAUAUAUACAUAACUAUAUCUAUACAUAUGUAUAUAUAUCUACACACACGUUUCUUUGCACAUCACGAAUAAAGCUAUAUCCGCAUUAGCAAUAGUA